AUGGACUGGACCCCUCCGAAAGACGGUACACCAUGUUGGAUCAACGUAUUGGCACAGGAUGUCAAGCGAGCCAAAACCUUCUACUCCCAAAUCUUCAACUGGAGUUUCACACGCACCGAAACGGUUGAAGGCAAAAAACUCGACGAAAAUGAAAUCGCCAUGUUCGAAGUCCCUGGUCAACCAUGUCCAGGUGGUGGAAUUACCCGAGUCGACCCAAAUGAGUGGAAUUCGACAGAGGGGAAGAAGAAGGGCGUAGUGUUGUAUCUAUAUGUUUCGGAUAUUUAUGCGUAUGAACAGAAAAUCGUCGCUGCUGGUGGAAAAAAGACCUCCGAGAUUGAACCAGAAGGUUCGUCGGCCUUGAUGCAGCUUUUUGAAGAUACAGAGGGAAAUGCUUUGGGGAUUUAUACUGAUAUCAGCGUCGGUCGGCUCUUUAAACACAUCAUCUCCGAUAUAAUAUAUCAUCAGGCUGAGAUCAGGUUUGCAUCAGUGAUUCGGCAUCAGCAGCGUGUGCGAAGUGACACCAUGGAUCUGCCUGACUCGAUGAUUGUCGUCGGUACCGUGAUCACGUCGAUAUCUCUGCUCUGCGUCCUUCUCAGGUUCUACACCCGCAGUGUCAUCGUCAAGCGAUUCUGGACGGAGGACAUCUUGAUUGGAAUUGUCGAGGUGCUUGCAAUCGGAUGGCUUGUCACUACCUCACUUGGUUACAAGCAAGGCUAUGGUCGGCAUCUCCAGGAAAUAUUAGACAGGCCGAACGGAGAUGAGAUACUCAUCCGUACUGACCAGCUUACAUUCAUUUGUGCCCUCCUUUAUCCCUGGGCGAUGAAUUUGCUCAAAAUCUCAUGUCUCUUGCAGACGUUGAAAUUCUUCCUCGACAGGACAUACCGCUUCCUAAUCUGGUGUUUCAUCUGCAUCAUUUCAAUCCUUCCCGUGGUUUAUACCUGCUAUUGGCUAUCAAUGUGCCGGCCUAUAGCAUCAUUCUGGGAUCCCAACAUUCACGGUCGAUGUCUUGUUUGGUCUCCUUGGUGGUAUGUAGGAGCCGCUACAAACUUGUUAACAGAUGUCAUCAUCUGCCUGUUGCCAUUUCCAAUGCUUUGGCGACUGGGGUUACCUAGACCCCAGAAGUAUGCUCUGAUAGCAAUUUUCUCCUUGGGAGGAGUAGUAUGUGUCUUUUCAGCUGUCCGCAUACCAUAUGUGGUCCGGUUCUUAAAUAGUAAUGAUCGAAACCAUGCUGCGGCCAUGAUGAUUUUAGCAGCGACCCUAGAGAUUAACAUUGGUAUAGCCUGCUCUUGCUUACCCACUCUCCGCCCUGUGGCCAUGUUGGCGUUCCCAAAGCUUUUCGGUCCAGAGGACUCUCGUCGAGGUCCACCUGUCCGUCCACGGAAUAUGAGUUUUAUCACCUCAUUUGACGGCACAACGACGACUGUGUCGGGGGACACUGAUGCGAGCGACAACACCAUGGGUCAUAAGAGUGCCCGGACCAAGGCACCAUUUACCCUGCACAACUCAGAAUAUAGACAAUCUGCGACAGAUCCGGUUUAA
Messenger RNA from Exophiala mesophila, 1539 nucleotides. RefSeq lists its product as uncharacterized. The record is from RefSeq and is a predicted model, not a curated record. The transcript is spliced from 7 exons. The coding region runs from base 1 to 1539 and encodes 512 amino acids. NCBI's taxonomy places the organism in Eukaryota, Fungi, Ascomycota, Eurotiomycetes, Chaetothyriales, Herpotrichiellaceae.